AUGGGGACGGGCCGGGGCGGUAACAGGGACAGGGGUGGCGACAGGGGCGACAGCGAUGUCAUUGAAGCAGAGAUCGAAGCAGAGGAAGAAGAGAAGAAACUGCAAACUUUUGAAGUGGUCAGCGACAUCCAGAGAGCAAGCCAUGGAGGCUAUGGUGCUAUCAUCACAGAGAUUAGACAACAUUUAUUAGCUUUUUAUCGUAUUAUAACUUUUGAGGGCAUAGCUGCUAAUAGUGAUGCCGAUAGGUUAGCCAAGUUUGCUCAUUCUUUAGAUCAGGGCUGUCAUGAGCUUCACCAGCAGUUUGCUUUGAGAAUUGGGGAUGCAUCAUCAAACGCUCUCAAUUAUGCCUCCCAAAGGCUGCUGGAUGCAUUUGUGGGCACCAUCUUCACGUUAAGUCGCCAACCUUUACGGCCCACCGAGGGUAAUUUUGCACCCGUCAAAGAGAUCGGCGACAUGCGAGAGAUAUUUGAUAUCGCGGGAGAGAUUCCAGAAGAUUUUCCAGAGGGUGUUUAUAUAAGAAAUGGUUCAAACCCUCUCUUUGGAGCCCUCCACUCGUCAACCUCAAUCUUUGGCAAGUCCCAUGACAUUUGGGUCGAAGGAGAAGGCAUGCUCCACGCCUUGUACUUCACCAAGAGCAAAAACAACACAUGGUCGAUCAAGUACACCAACCGCUACGUGCAAUCCGAUACAUUUAGGGUUGAGAAAGGACUGAAGAAACCAUGCUUCCUCCCUGCCAGCGACGGUGACCCUCUUGCGAUGCUCAUAGCGGGUACCCUUAAUAUUUUGAGGUUCGGAAAGGCUUUCAAGAACAUGAGCAACACCAGCGUGUUUGAGCAUGCUGGGAGAGUCUUCUCAGCAGCAGAAAAUGAUAACCCCCAUGAGAUUGACCUAUGUAGUCUUGGCACACUGGGUAGCUGGAAUGUUGAUGGAGGAUGGAAGAUGCCAUUCACUGCGCACCCCAAGGUAAUCCCUGGAACAGGAGAGUUGGUCAUCUUCGGGUUCAACCUGGAUGCGCCUUUUCUAACGGUUGGAGUUGUCUCAGCCGACGGGAACAAACUACAGCAGAAGGUUGCUCUCGAGUUAGACAGAUGCACAUAUUGUCAUGAAAUAGGAGUCACUACAAUGUACAACAUUAUUUUAGAUUCUCCACUUACAAUCAACAAGGAAAGGUUGCUCAAAGGUGCUCCGCUGAUUGAAUUCGAAAAGGAUAGCUAUGCAAGAAUAGGUGUCAUGCCCCGUUAUGGUGAUGCAAACUCGAUAGCAUGGUUUUACGUACAACCAUUUUGCACGAUCCAUCUUGUCAACUGCUUUGAAGAAGAAGAUGAGGUCGUUGUGAGGGGAUUUCAUGUGCCAGCUUCUAUCAUUUUGGGGCCAAGGAUCAAAUUCAAUCAAGGACUAACCGAGGAAUGUUUUUCUCGCUUGUAUGAGUGGAGACUGAACUUGAAAACAAAGGCAGUUGUAGGCAAAUACUUAACUGGAAAAGAGGUUGCCCUGGAAUUCCCAGUAAUGAAUGACAAAUAUGUUGGCUUGCCUCACAAGUAUGCAUAUGCUCAAGUGGCAGAUUCUCCUGCAAAUUUGGCAGGUGGUCCAGGAAUAGUACGACCGAAAUUCGGAGGUUUUGCAAAAUUUUGUCUUCAUGAGAAAGAGGAUGCAACCACCAAGAACAAAGGCCAAGAGGACCACAUAAAGGUUAAGUAUCAUCACCUUGCUAGAAAUCAAUUCUGCUCUGGAGCAACUUUUGUGCCAAAGGUCAAUGGUACAAACGAAGAUGACGGUUGGAUAGUUUCGUUUGUGCAUGAUGAGGGGACAAAUAAAUCAAAAGUGCACAUCAUCAACACACAAACAUUUGAGUAUGAUCCUAUUGCUAAGAUAACAUUGCCGCAAAGAGUGCCAUAUGGUUUUCAUGGAGCAUUUGUAUCAAAAAGUACAUGA
Triticum dicoccoides is the source of this 1932-nucleotide messenger RNA. RefSeq names its product carotenoid 9,10(9',10')-cleavage dioxygenase 1-like. Gene Ontology annotation, cellular component: chloroplast stroma. Lineage: Eukaryota; Viridiplantae; Streptophyta; Magnoliopsida; Poales; Poaceae. The coding region runs from base 1 to 1932 and encodes 643 amino acids. Gene Ontology annotation, biological process: carotene catabolic process. The record is from RefSeq and is a predicted model, not a curated record. Gene Ontology annotation, molecular function: carotenoid dioxygenase activity. The transcript is spliced from 14 exons.